Molecule: messenger RNA, 1875 nt
Organism: Doryrhamphus excisus (bluestripe pipefish)
Lineage: Eukaryota; Metazoa; Chordata; Actinopteri; Syngnathiformes; Syngnathidae
Product: hippocalcin-like protein 1
Molecular function (GO): calcium ion binding
Source: RefSeq, a predicted model, not a curated record
CCACCCUAACCCCCCACACGGUUUAAAUCCACUUCAUCGGCGCACACCAUUUAAAACACGCCGUCCUCCUCCUCCUAUAAAAAGACACCAUCCGCUGGAGGAGACCAUCACGCCGCGGCACCAUUGCUACUUGCAGGCUAAAGCAUGCUCCGUGGGACACGGCUCAUGUAAGACAGAUUUGGGACACCCAUCCGAGUCAUCGAGUCACUCGGUGUCCGCGGAUGUGCGCGCAAGGGAGCUGCAGAAUCCGCGACUAAAAAGCUGGUCUUCGAUCGAUCCAGCAUCCGUUCCUUUCUUUUUGGUCUCCUCCUCCUCCCCCCCUCCUGCAUUGAGAAGCACAGGGGGAAGGCGCCUAGCAUCCUUGCAUCUCUCCGCGGCUGUCCUUGCACUCCGGCUCCAUCGGAGCAGAGAGGACCUCCUUCCCUCCACACUAGAGCGCCCUACAUCCGGUGUGAAAAGCAGCCCGUCGCUGAGAUUUAAAAAAACAAAAAAGGAGACAACCCACCGAUCCCCCUCCCAACAGCCGUCGCCAUGGGGAAACAGAACAGCAAGUUGCGGCCAGAGAUGCUGCAGGACCUGAGGGAGAACACCGAGUUCUCUGAUCACGAGCUGCAGGAGUGGUACAAGGGUUUCUUAAAGGACUGUCCCAGUGGAACCUUGAACGUGGAGGAGUUCAAGAAGAUCUACGCCAACUUCUUCCCCUACGGCGACGCGUCCAAGUUCGCCGAGCAUGUCUUCCGAACCUUCGACACCAACGGCGACGGCACAAUAGACUUCCGGGAGUUCAUCAUCGCCCUGAGCGUGACGUCCCGGGGCAAGCUGGAGCAGAAACUGAAAUGGGCCUUCAGCAUGUACGACCUGGACGGCAACGGAUACAUCAGCCGCGAGGAGAUGCUGGAGAUCGUACAGGCCAUCUACAAGAUGGUGUCCUCUGUGAUGAAGAUGCCAGAGGACGAGUCAACGCCCGAGAAGAGGACAGACAAGAUCUUCAGACAAAUGGACCUCAAUAAUGACGGCAAGUUAUCCCUGGAGGAGUUCAUCAAAGGUGCCAAAAGCGACCCCUCCAUCGUUCGGCUACUCCAGUGCGACCCCAGCUCGGCCUCCCAGUUCUGAACAGAAAGAAGAAAAAAAAAAACCUGCUCGCCGCCCCCCUCAGCCUCUCUGUUGCUACUACAAACAACGGUCGUUGACAGAUAAAUGCAUGAUGGUUUCUCUCAUAUCACUCGUUUUUAUGAAUAUUAUGACACUCACACGUCUGCAAAGGGAUUGGAGAUCUUGUGGUUUGAUUGAUUUAUUUUUGUAUAUUUUAGAAAUUUCCAAGGGACAUAUGCUUUGAUGAGUCGACAUAUCUCUUUCUGUCUCUCUCUGGAACAUGAGCGCCGUCUCAUCCAGAUCACACACACACACGUGUGUAUAUCAUGUAUAUAUGUAUAUUAUAGUAUAUGUCUAAUGUGUACCAUACUAUGAAGCUCACUGGUGUUUUUGUGUGCACACUCUUUGGUGUUUGCAAGGCAGUAUUAUGUAGCGGAACCCCUAGUAGGGAAGGGGAGGGGGGGUUUCUGGGGCGGCUUUUAAUGUCAUUUUGUUAUUAUUAAGACAUUUUAUAGAUUAUGACUUUCAUUGAAUUUAUUAGGAUUAUUAUAUUAUUUAUUCUUGUGCUUAUAUUAUUAGUAGUAUUAUUUAUUCCAUAGGUUGUUCAUUUUUCUUAAAAUGUUUUUGUAUGUUUUUUUUUUUUGGUUUCGUACAUGUUUUCCGCAUUCAUGCCAUUUUCCUUUGAAGUGUGGCGCUAUCUAAGCUAGUUUACAUUGACAGAGAGAGACAGCCAGAGACGCAACGAGAGUUAAGAUGCGUUUAAAAAUAUCACGCAUUUGAUAU